This is a messenger RNA of Telopea speciosissima, 444 nucleotides long. RefSeq names its product probable methyltransferase At1g29790. The transcript has a single exon. The record is from RefSeq and is a predicted model, not a curated record. The coding region runs from base 1 to 444 and encodes 147 amino acids. NCBI's taxonomy places the organism in Eukaryota, Viridiplantae, Streptophyta, Magnoliopsida, Proteales, Proteaceae.
AUGAAAUUGGAGCUCGAUCUCACGAUCGCCCAAUUAAUGAACAUUGCCAACACUUCUACCAGUGUUCUCAGCCUAGCAUUUGAUAUUCAAGUUGGAACUAGGACCUCUGCAGCUAGAAUGAAGCUCCACAAUAUUACUGUUUUAUCUACUACCAUGAACCUUGGUGCUACAGACAGUAAGGUGACUGCAUUGUGGGGACUUGUCCCACUGCACGUCCCAUUGCAGCAGCAUCUUCCUGUCUUUGAUGGGUUUGUUGAUCUUGUCCGAUGUGGCCAUGCUGUUAAACGUUGCAUCCCUAUUACAACAAUGGAAUUCUUGUUCUAUGAUGUUGAUAGGGUGUUAAGGCCUGGAGGGUACUUCUGGUUGAAUCAUUUCUUCAUUAAAGAAGUUGAUCUUGAAAGGCUUUAUUUGCCAUUGAUCUUGAAAGGGUUUAUUUGCCAUUGA